Messenger RNA from Gavialis gangeticus (Gharial), 1091 nucleotides. RefSeq names its product endomucin (gene EMCN). The record is from RefSeq and is a predicted model, not a curated record. NCBI's taxonomy places the organism in Eukaryota, Metazoa, Chordata, Crocodylia, Gavialidae. The coding region runs from base 126 to 860 and encodes 244 amino acids. The transcript is spliced from 8 exons.
UCCUAUCAUCAGGUAUUCCUGAGAAUACAGCAAGUAUCAACGCACAGCCAACCAAUGCUACCACUGCAAAACAUGCAAAGAGUAAUGAAAGCAUUACCACUGCUGGGUCGGCUUUAGCUCUAAACAUGGCAGAAGCUAAUUCAACAAAGAUCCCAGAGAAGUCGCUCUCAACUCCAGCAGGAACUAAUGGCACAAAUAACGCUCUUGUGUCACCUCCAGUUCCAGCAAGAACUAAUGGCACAAAUGCCACUCCUGUGUCACCUCCAGCCCCAGCAGGAACUAAUGACACAAAUGACACUCCUGUGUCACCUCCAGCCCCAGCAGGAACUAAUGGCAUGAAUGACACUCUUGUGUCACCUCCAAUUCUACCAGGAACUAAUGGCACACAUGACACUCUUGUGUCACCUCCAUCUCCAGCAGGAGCCAGUGGCACAAAUGACACUCUUGUGUCACCUCCAGCACCAGUCGAAGACAAUACAAGAGCCAGCUCCCCUAGGUUGUCUGCAUCACCAGUGGGAGCUAAUACAGCAGACAACACACCUGGGUCAACUACAAUUCCAGAAAGAACAGGACCGAAUGCUACUAAUGGAACCACACAAAGUUCUGGCAGCGCUGGAGGCAAGGACAAGAUAGUGGACAGCUCCCCUUUUUCUAACGUUAUUUUGCCAGUUGUGAUUGCCUUAAUAGUAAUAACUUUGUCUGUAUUCAUUCUGGUGGCCUUGUGCAAAAUGUGCCGGAAGACAACCCCAGAGAGGCAAGAGAAUGGAACCGAACAAGCCCCAUCAGAUAAAGAGGGUGUCAAACUUCUUUCUGUGAAGACAGCUUCUGAGACUGGAGAGCACUCCUCUCGGGAAGAAUAACACCUAACAACAUGAUGAAUCCUCUUCACACCUGGGCAAUAAAUAUGUCUGAAGCUAUCUGGUUUACUGCAGAAGCUGCAGUUCCCACUGGAAGCAAAUGGAUGAACUGCAGCUUCUAAGACAGGAAGAACAGUUAUGUUCUUUGGUUUUUUGGCUAGCUCUUAAUUUCUGUGCUUUAAAAUGUUUCUUGGGUUUUUUUUGGAAAGACUUAUUUUUUUUAAAUGGUCUUAU